AUGAUGAACAAACACAAGCCGUGGAUCGAGACGUCCUACCACGGUGUGAUCACAGAGAACACUGACGUUGUGCUGCUGGACCCCCCCCUGGUGGCCCUGGACAAGGACGCCCCCGUCCCCUACGCAGGUGAGAUCUGUGCGUUCAAGAUCCACGGGCUGGAGGCCCCGUUUGAGGCGGUGGUGCUGAACGGGACGUCGGGCGAGGGCCAACUGAGGGCCCGUGGUCUGGUGGACUGUGAGCUCCAGAAGGAAUACACCUUCAUCAUCCAGGCCCACGACUGUGGCGCCGGGCCGGGGGGCUCUGGGGGCAAGAAGUCCCACAAGGCUGUGGUGCACAUCCAGGUGAACGACGUGAACGAGUUCCCCCCGGUGUUCCGGGAGCCCCAGUACCGGGCGGCCGUGACCGAGGGCAAGAUCUACGACAGCAUCGUCCAGGUGGAAGCCACCGACCAGGACUGCUCGCCCCAGUACAGCCAGAUCUGCAACUACCACAUCACCACCUCCGACACACCCUUCGCCAUCGACCGCAACGGUAACAUCAGGAACACAGAGAAGCUGAUCUACGUGCAGCAGCAGUAUGAGAUCCAGGUCACAGCGCUGGACUGCGGUCAGAAGGCGGCGGCCCAGAGCGUGUCUGUCCACAUCGACGUCAAGCUCUGCAAACCUGGCUGGCAGGGCUGGAACAGGCGGGUGGACUACGAACCAGGGACGGGCAGCAAGCAGUUGUUUCCCAAGAUGCACCUGGAGACGUGCGGCGGGCCCCUGUCUUCCGUGAGGACCACGGUGGAGCUCCAGACCAGCCACAUCGGCAAGGGCUGCGACCGCGAGACCUACUCCGAGAAGUCCCUGCAGAAACUGUGCGGAGCCUCCUCUGGCAGCACCGACCUUCUCCCCGCCCCCAGCGCCUCUACCAAUUGGACGGCGUCCCUGGUGACAGACAGCGGGCGGGACAGUGACUUGAUCUUCCGCUUUGACGGGCGCCAGGCAGCCAAGAUCCCAGACCAGGUGGUGCCCCAGAACCUGACGGACCAGUUCACCAUCGCCACGUGGAUGAAGCACGGCCCCACCCCAGGACUGAGGGCCGAGAAGGAGACCCUUCUCUGUAACUCUGACAAGACUGAGAUGAACCGCCACCACUACUCCCUUUACGUCCACAACUGUCGCUUGGUCUUCCUGCUCCGGAGAGGCUUCACCCAGGUGGACAUCUUCAGACCGGCCGAGUUCCACUGGAAACUGGAACAGAUCUGCGACAAGGAGUGGCACUACUACGUCAUCAACGUGGAGUUCCCCCUGGUCACGCUCUACGUGGACGGGGUGACCUACGACCCCUACCUGGUGACUGACGAUUGGCCGAUCCACCCCUCCCAGAUUGACGUGCAGCUCACAGUGGGAGCGUGCUGGCAAGGCGGUGAAGUGACGAAGCCUCGCUUCACCCAGUAUUUCAGGGGCAGCCUGUCAGGCCUGACCAUCCGUCCAGGGAAGAUCGAGAGCCAGAAGGUCAUCUCCUGUCUGCAGGCCUGCAAAGAGGGACUCGACAUCAACUCACUGGAGAGCCUGGGCAAGGGGAUAAAGUUCCACUUCAACCCUGCCCAGUCUAUCCUGGUGAUGGAGGGGGAGGACCUGGAGAACAUGAAUGCAGCGUUGAGGAAGGUCUCCUACAUCAACUCCCGCCAGUUCCCAACGCCAGGGAUCAGACGCCUUCACAUCUCCAUCAUCUGUCCAGUAAGGUGUUUCGGCGAGGACACGUGUAUCUCCAUCCCGGACAUCGGCGUGGUCAUGGUGAUGCAGCCCAGCGAGCCCCGCAUUACCAUCACCGGGGCGGAGCGCCUCGUCCGGCCCCGCCUCCGACCUGAGGGGGGCCCCGCGGGCCUGCCCCUCUUCCAGGACCUCCACAUCAGCAGCACCGUCACCAAGGGAGACGCCUCCGCCCACCACACAGCCCACAAGCCAGGGGUCCUGGAGGAGAUCAUCCAUAACCUGGACUACUGUGAUGUGCUGGUGCUGGGGGAGGAGCUCCGGGCAGAGCAGGAGAGUCUGCAGCUCCACCGCAGCUCCCUGCUGGGGAAACAUCUCGACGCCACCAACUCCUCCUCUGGGAUGUCCAUCUAUGGUGUGGACUCCAUGUCUAAUUACGAGCAGGUGAUCAGGCAGGUGCGCUACCACAACUGGCGUCCCGCCCAGACCAGCGACCGGAAGUUCCGCCUCACCUGCUCCGAGCUCAACGGCCGCUACACCAGCAACGAGUUCACCCUAGAGGUGAGCAUCCUACACAGUUCAGAGGCUGGGGAGCAUGUCAAUCACAUGGUGGCCCAGCCCCAGUAUAUGCAAGUGGUCCAUCAUUCCUCCAUGGUCCACAAUCUUUACCCUUCCCAUAACUCAGGUGUUCCCAGCGCAGCGACCGUGGUGAUAGUGAUGUGUAUCGCUGCCCUGGUGGUGGUGGUGGUGCUGGGCAUCUACCGCAUCCACCUGACACACCAGCAGGACAUGAAGGCCUCCAGCAAGGCCCAGGGGGGCGGCCUGGACUGGGACGAGGCUGCCCUCACCAUCACUGUCAACCCUAUGGAGACCUUUGAGGAGCCCCAAGUUGCAGAGGAGGAGGUUAGCGAGGAGGAGGAGGAAGACGAGGAAGAGGAGGAGGAAGAGGACGACAUCACCAGCGCCGAGUCGGAUGACAGCGAAGAGGAGGAUGUCAGAGUUCCCAGGGUGCAACAGGGAAACAAAAGGGUCCAGCCUGACUGGGAGAAAUCUACAUAAACCUAUUAAAUAUAUAAAUAUAUAUACACACAUACAAAUACAGUCACGCACACACUUACAUCUACAUACUCAACCCUCAAUUCAAUACAAUAGGCUGUAGAAGACUUAAUUGUGGCUUUAAAGAUGGGGUGAUAUCUCCCCCUACUGGUGAGAAACUGAAACCUAUAUAAAAUAUUGAAUUUGCAGUUCACAAAUACACACAGGUGCACGUACACACACACACACACCCACACAUACACACACACACACACACUUGUCCAGACUCCAGCCUGUGCUUCAUUUGAAGGACUUGGUACCUUUAUUUCAAAUGUACUUUAUUGCGAAAUACAAUACUCAGAAAUACUAUCCAUAAUACUACCCAAAUAUCUUGAGUACUCAAGAUACCGUCAAUAAGGCUCUCUGCCAGUUACUCAGACCCAUCACAAUGGCUUACCUAUCCGUGACAGAUAACCUGUCCUUUUAUACUGAGACUGUGAGGAAAAGAUACUAUUACAUGUGAAAAUGUACUGCUGAAAUGUUGUCAAACAUGUAUUCUUCGCCUACGUCUUCAGGGUACAAACAUCUCCUCAGAAUUGUUUGUUCUGUGGUCCUUUUACUCUUGGUUUCUCCCCAGUUGAUUAUGCUAAUGUAAGUUGAGAUUUAGGGAGCUUCUAUUGUGUCUAUACCAUACAUUGUGUCCGAUGUAUCAGAUGGCAUGGAAAUUGAAAAUUAUCUUUACUGAAGAAAAAAAAAAAUUCAGAUUGAUUUGCAGUAUUUUAAUACCUGAAAAUAUUUUUGGUUCAUUGCAAUGGAAUAUAUAUUUUAUUUUAUCACUGAUAAUUUCAAGCCUGGAUGUGGCAGUCCAGGUGUGAAAGUGAAGAAAUAUAUAGUGUAAUUAAAAGGCACUAUGAAUAGUGAAGCAUUUUAUUGUGAUCGAUUGGACUUGCUACUGCAAAAUAUUGUUCUUACCCAGUGGAGGUGGAUAACUUUUUUUGGUUCUGUUUUUUGGACACAAUGAUCGAGGAGAAUCCUUGUACAUUUUUCUACGCUCCUCGUUGUAAAUAGUGGCUAGAGUAGGUGACCCCCGCCCUAAACCUGGCAAGCCCUGACCAGCUCCAUCUGUAUGUAUGCACAAUGAAGCCCCGCCCCCCAUCUGUAUGUACAAACACUCACCAAUCCCUGCCCCUACUAUUCUGUACAUAUUCACCAAAAUCCCACCCCCUUCUAGAUUUCGAUGUCUUAAUCAUUCCAAAUUGCUUCAAUUUGGGUGGGGUUCUUUCUCCAGAAACGGAACAAACUUUUACCAGAAAUUUUGAUUUGAAGUAAAGAAAUUAUCCCAUUUAUCUAGAAAAAUGAUCAUGGAAAGAUUCAGUUCACUUGUAGUGAAUUCCACGACUUUCACUGUCUCGUUUCUAAACUUUGUGGGCAUUUUACUGUGUCUUUCUCUAGUCUAAGUCAAUAACCAUAGUUCUCCAUACUACAUCCAAUAGAACUUAAUGGUCCUGCCUUGAGGGGAGAAGGUCUGAGACAGGCCUCUGGAGGGUUCUGUUCCUGAGCAGAAUCCCUCAUCUGACACGGCAGGGUGGUGCUGUGUAGAGAAGCACAAGCUUCCAACUAUCUAAUCAAGCGAGGCCCCAGUAUCUGGUGUCUAUGUCAUCUGUGAGGCACUAAUGACAUUUACACAAUAAUCUACACACUUAAUCUUUCUCCGUCCCCUGAAUUUAUGAUCCCCUGUUCUCUUUCUCCUCCCUUCUACAGUGCAAGCAGAGAAACCCCUCUGCUCUCUCUUUAAGACUAGUACCUUGUGUAUAGAUACAUGUUCAUGUAAAGUUCUCUAAUGUUGUUUAGGGUCCCCCUCAUCCCCUGUGGCACCUGUUCUUGUGACGUCACCGCCCCGCCCCCUUUAUCCCUCAGUGGACUUUGCAUCAACCCCCUUUCCUAAUGUUCUCCCAAUGUUUGGUUUAGAAAAGGAGAAAGGUGGAAAAUACACUUUAUGAACCUUGUAAAAUGUGUCAAACCUAUUUUUGUUUUUUUCCUCAACUUUUUUUUUUCCUUUGGUCUGGUUUUCCUAGUUUCCUUGGGAUGGUCACUACAGCACUUUCUGUAAAUUGGCCAAUAAAGACUUGUUUUAGAAUUGA
Molecule: messenger RNA, 4871 nt
Organism: Osmerus eperlanus (European smelt)
Lineage: Eukaryota; Metazoa; Chordata; Actinopteri; Osmeriformes; Osmeridae
Product: calsyntenin-2-like
Biological process (GO): positive regulation of synaptic transmission; homophilic cell-cell adhesion; positive regulation of synapse assembly
Cellular component (GO): cell surface; postsynaptic membrane
Molecular function (GO): X11-like protein binding; calcium ion binding; kinesin binding
Source: RefSeq, a predicted model, not a curated record